UUUUUUUUUCUCCUAAAGACUCAUUAUAUUUUUUCCCAAGGAGCUCACAAACAGGGAAAUUCAAACUCAGUGAUCCUGUGCUGUGCUUACUUACAUAGCCAAGACCCGAUUUCUCUUAGUAAAAGUGUUUGCUCUGUUCCUUCUUUUUCUUGCUCUUUCUCUUUUUCUUCCUUAUAAGCACAAAGGCUUUAAAAACCUCAGAUCUGUAGUUCUUUUUGCUUUUUCUCGUUACUGUGACAGCAUGUAUCUCUGUUGCUGAAGAAUGAAGCAGGCAGGCUGGAGUUUUUUUAUGUUCAGUGCUUCUGGGACCACUAAAGAGAAGUCCGCAGAGAAAUAUGUACAGCGACUGUGCCAACUGAGUUUCUCGUGCUUGUUAUCUGUCACUUAUUCUGACUAAAAGGGUGAAAGAAUGAUGUGAUGGAGGUGAAUAUGGGCUGCUGGUCAGGCACACGGCCACCUCUGUCUUGCCAUGCCCUUCUGAUUUUCAAGCUUCUGGCUGCCAUUUGCCAGGCAGUUGAAGGGACAAUCCCGCUUGGCUUUCACUUCACACAUUCCACUUACAAUGCCACAGUGUAUGAAAAUUCAGCAGCCAGGACCUAUGUCAACAGUCAAACAAGAAUGGGCAUUACCUUGGCUGACCUUUCAUGGGAUAUCAAAUACAGGAUAGUGUCUGGUGAUGAAGAAGGCUUUUUUAAAGCUGAGGAAGUCGUCAUUGCUGACUUUUGCUUCCUAAGAAUAAGGACUAAAGGUGGGAAUUCUGCUAUAUUAAACAGAGAAAUCCAGGACAACUAUUUAUUGAUAGUGAAAGGGUCAGUCAGAGGAGAGGACUUGGAAGCAUGGACAAAAGUGAACAUCCAGGUUUUGGAUAUGAAUGACUUAAGACCUUUGUUUUCGCCAACCACAUACUCUGUCACAAUAGCAGAAAGCACUCCUUUAAGGACUAGCAUUGCACAGGUGACCGCAACAGAUGCGGAUAUUGGGUCCAAUGGUGAAUUUUAUUACUACUUCAAAAACAAAGUUGAUCUCUUUUCAGUUCAUCCUACAAGUGGUGUUAUCUCCUUAAGUGGCCGAUUAAAUUAUGAUGAGAAAAACAGAUAUGAUCUUGAGAUCUUGGCUGUGGACCGUGGGAUGAAACUUUAUGGAAACAAUGGAGUAAGCAGUACUGCUAAGCUUUAUGUUCACAUUGAACGUAUAAAUGAACAUGCCCCAACUAUAAAUGUAGUAACCCAUAUUCCCUUCCCAUCAGACAAGGAGCCUACCUAUGCAGUUGUUAACAUUGAUGACCUAGAUGAAGGAGCCAAUGGAGAAAUUGAAUCCGUUUCUAUUGUGGCUGGAGAUCCUCUAGAACAGUUCUUUCUGACUAAAGAAGGUAAAUGGAUGAAUGAGUACAAAAUAAAAGAAAGAAAACCUAUUGAUUGGGACAGUUUCCCUUAUGGUUAUAAUCUGACUCUCCAAGCAAAGGACAAAGGGUCUCCUCAGAAAUUUUCUGCAGUUAAACUGCUCCACAUUGCUAGUCCCAAGAAAGAAAGUAUCCCAGUGAAGUUUGAAAAGGAAUCAUAUGAUGUUUCAAUCAGUGAAUUUUCACCUCCUGGUGUGGUGGUUGCAGUAGUUAAGCUGGUGCCUGAACCACAAGGUGUGGAGUAUAGAAUGUCUCCUAGUGAGGAUGCUGAGUAUUUCAAGAUCAAUCCUAGAACAGGCCUAAUUACUACUGCUCGUUCUUUGAAAAUCGUUCAGAAGGACCUCUAUGAUUUAGAAGUGUACAUAAACAAAGGUGGCAAUUUGAAAGCACGUGUUACUGUUGGGUUAGAAGAUGCCAAUGAUCACACUCCAGAGUUCCAGCAGCCUUCGUACAGCUCGUUCAUCAACGAAAGCGUCCCUGUGGGAUCUAGCGUUUUGGCAGUUUCAGCAGUUGAUAAAGACAGGGGAGAAAAUGGAUACAUAACAUACAGCAUUGCCAGUCUGAAUUCACUACCGUUUACAAUAAACCAAUUUACGGGUAUUAUCAGCACAUCUGAAGAACUGGAUUUUGAGUCCUCACCAGAAAGCUACAGGUUCAUUGUGAGGGCUUCUGACUGGGGUUCUCCCUACCGUCACGAAAGCGAGGUGAAUGUCACUAUAUACAUAGGAAAUGUCAAUGAUAACAAACCCCUCUUUGAAAAAGUAGCAUGUCAGGGAGUGAUUUCAUCUGACUUUCCUGUUGGUGGUCACAUCACGGCUGUUUCUGCAAUAGACAUAGAUGAGUUAGAGCUUGUGAAGUACAAAAUAAUUUCUGGAAAUGAACUUGGAAUUUUUUAUUUAAAUCCUGACUCUGGUGUCCUGCAACUUAAAAAGUCUCUAAUUAACUCUGGCAUAAAGAACAACAAUUUUGGCCUUAAGAUAACAGCCACUGAUGGAGAGAACUUUGCUGAUGCUAUGUUUGUUAAUAUUUCAGUAGUUCAUGGGAAAGUGUCCUCAAAGACCUUUAGCUGUAGAGAGACCAGAGUUGCUCAGAAGCUAGCAGAAAAAUUGCUCAAAAAGGCAAAAGCUAAUGUGAAGCUCAAUUUGGAAGAUGGCUUUCUGGAUUUUUACUCAGUGAACAGGCAGGCACCACAUUUUGACAAAUCCUUCCCUACCGAUGUAGCAGUUUCAGAGGAUCUGCCAGUCGGUGCCACCAUCCUAAGGAUAAAAGCCUAUGAUGCAGAUUCAGGCUUUAAUGGGAAGGUAGUCUAUACAAUUUCUGAUGGUAAUGCAGAUAGUUGUUUCAACAUUGACAUGGAGACAGGGGUACUUAAAGUUCUUAUGCCCUUAGACCGUGAAAAAACAGAGCUCUAUCUCCUUAAUAUUACAAUUUAUGAUUUAGGAAAUCCACAGAAAUCUGCAUGGAGACUGCUGACUGUAACUGUAGAGGAUGCAAAUGAUAACAAGCCUGUUUUUCUGCAGGACAGUUAUUCAGUUAAUAUUUUAGAAAGUACAAGUCUUGGUACAGAGAUUAUCCAAGUAGAAGCCAGAGACAAAGAUCUAGGAUCCAAUGGGGAAGUGACUUACUCAGUAUUGACAGACACUCAGCAAUUUGCUGUCAACAGUUCUACAGGAGUGGUGUAUGUGGCUGAUCAACUAGAUCGGGAAUCAAAAGCAAACUACACGCUUAAGAUAGAGGCUAGGGACAAAGCGGACAAUGGCCAUCAGCAAUUCUCUGUUGUGCCUCUGAAGGUUUUUUUAGAUGAUGUCAAUGAUUGUUCUCCAGCCUUUGUACCAUCCAGCUACAACGUGAAGGUCCUUGAAGAUCUGCCCGUUGGCACUGUGAUCGCUUGGUUGGAGACUCACGAUCCAGAUCUCGGCUUGGGAGGUCAAGUCCGCUACUCACUAGUGAACGAUUACAACGGGCGAUUUGAGAUAGACAAAGCGAGCGGUGCCAUCCGCUUGAACAAAGAGCUCGAUUACGAGAAGCAACAGUUCUACAACCUAACUGUGCGCGCAAAAGACAAAGGGCGUCCGGUUUCUCUGUCUUCCGUUUCUUUUGUGGAAGUUGAAGUGGUGGAUGUUAAUGAAAAUCUCUAUACGCCCUAUUUUCCUGAUUUUGCAGUCAUUGGAUCUGUGAAGGAAAACUCACGCGUUGGUACAAGUGUUUUGCAAGUUGUCGCUCGGGAUGAAGACUCUGGGAGGGAUGGAGAGAUCCAGUAUUCCAUCAGGGAUGGCAGUGGCCUGGGCAGAUUUAGCAUAGAUGAAGAAACUGGAGUUAUCUACACGGCAGAUAUUCUUGACCGGGAGACAACCAAAUCCUACUGGUUGACAGUGUAUGCAACGGAUCAUGGCGUCGUCCCACUCUACACUACCAUCGAAGUCUAUAUUGAAGUUGAAGAUGUGAAUGACAACGCUCCUCUGACCUCUGAACCUAUCUAUUACCCAGCUGUCAUGGAAAACUCCCCGAAGGAUGUAUCUGUCAUUCAGAUCCAAGCCCAGGAUCCUGACUCCAGCACUAAUGAAAAACUGACUUACCGGAUUACGAGCGGAAAUCCUCAGAACUUCUUUGUAAUCAAUUCCAAAACAGGUCUGAUUACAACAACAUCAAGAAAAUUGGAUCGGGAACAGCAAGCAGAGCAUUUUCUGGAGGUAACCGUCUCAGAUGGGGGCACAUCGCCCAAGCACUCCUCAGUUUGGGUGGUGGUCCAGGUUCUGGAUGAGAAUGACAACAAGCCUCAGUUUCCAGAGAAAGUCUAUCAAAUCAAGUUGCCAGAGAGGGACCGUAAGAAAAGGGGGGAGCCAAUCUACAGAGCUUUCGCUUUCGACAAAGAUGAAGGCCCUAAUGCGGAAAUCUCGUACAGCAUCGUGGAUGGAAAUGAUGAUGGGAAAUUUUUUAUUGAUCCCAAAACAGGGAUGGUUUCUUCCAGAAAGCAAUUCACAGCAGGGAGUUAUGACAUCUUAACAAUAAAAGCAGUGGACAAUGGCCGACCCCAAAAAUCUUCAACUGCGCGCCUCCAUAUUGAGUGGAUAAAAAAGCCUGCGCCCUCGCCACUGCCCCUGACUUUUGAUGAACCCUUUUACAACUUCACCGUCAUGGAAAGUGAUAAAGUGACAGAAAUCGUCGGGGUGGUCUCUGUGCAGCCUUCUAACAUUCCUCUGUGGUUCGAUAUUGUUGGAGGGAAUUACGAUAGUUCUUUCGACGCGGAGAAGGGAGUGGGCACUAUUGUCAUUGCAAAGCCCUUGGAUGCAGAGCAGAGGUCAAUAUAUAAUAUGACUGUGGAGGUCACCGAUGGAACAAACAUUGCCACGACUCAGGUUCUUAUCAAAGUGUUGGAUAACAAUGAUAAUGGCCCAGAAUUCUCUCACCCAAGUUACGAUGUCACCAUUUCAGAGGACAUCCUCCCUGAUACUGAAAUUCUGCAAAUUGAAGCUAUAGACAGAGAUGAGAAAAAUAAGUUGAGCUACACUAUUCACAGCAGCAUCGAUGCAGUCAGCGUGAGAAAAUUCAGAAUUGAUCCCAACACUGGGGUGCUCUAUACCGCUGAGAGGUUGGACCAUGAAGCUCAAGAUAAACACAUCCUUAAUGUCAUGGUCCGAGAUCAAGAAUUCCCUUAUAGAAGAAACCUGGCCAGAGUCAUCAUAAAUGUGGAGGAUUCCAACGAUCACAGUCCAUACUUCACCAGUCCACUGUAUGAGGCCUCGGUAUUUGAAUCAGCAGCUAUUGGAUCAGCAGUCUUGCAGGUCACAGCUUUGGACAAAGAUAAAGGAGAAAACGCAGAGCUUAUCUACACUAUUGAAGCAGGAAAUACUGGAAACACAUUCAAGAUUGAACCAGUUUUAGGGAUCAUUACAUUACUGAAGGAGCCAGACUUAACCACAAUGGGACAGUUUGUUUUGUCAGUCAAAGUGACUGAUCAAGGUUCUCCACCACUGUCUGCAACAGCAAUUGUGCGGAUAUCUGUGACAAUGGCAGACAACUCCCACCCCAAGUUCACUCUCAAAGAAUACCAAGCAGAGGUUAACGAAAACGUGGAUGCUGGUACUUCCGUCAUCUUAAUUUCUGCAAUCAGUCAGUCCACGUUAGUUUAUGAGGUUAAAGAUGGGAAUGUGGAUGGAGCCUUUGCUAUAAACCCAUACUCUGGAGUCAUCACCAGUCAAAAAACCCUUGAUUACGAACGUGCUUCCUUCUAUCAGCUCAUUGUACAGGCAACAAAUAUGGCAGGCAUGGCAUCAAAUGCCACUGUGAACAUUCAGAUUGUUGAUGAAAAUGAUAACCCACCAGUUUUCCUCUUCUCUCAGUAUUCGGGCAGCAUAAGUGAAGCUGCUCCUGUAAAUAGUGUAGUCCGGAGUGCAAGUAACAAUCCCCUUGUGAUACGAGCCACUGACGCUGACAGUAAUCAGAACGCUUUGCUUGUCUACCAGAUUGUUGAAUCUACAGCAAAGAAGUAUUUCACUGUCGAUUCCAGCACAGGUGCAAUCAGAACAAUUGCAAAUUUAGAUCAUGAAACAAUAGCCCACUUCCACUUCCGUGUCCACGUUAGAGAUAGCGGAAAUCCCCAGCUCACAGCAGAGAGCCCAGUUGAAGUAACCAUUGAGGUAACUGAUGUCAAUGACAACCCGCCAGUCUUCAGCCAGGCCGUAUUUGAGACAGUCUUGCUUCUGCCCACGUAUGUUGGUGUUGAGGUUCUUAAAGUCAAGGCUACAGAUCCAGAUUCAGAGAUUCCUCCUGAACUAACAUACAGUCUAAUUGAAGGCAAUAUGGACCAUUUUUUAAUUGAUUCAAGUACAGGGGUACUCACCAUUAAAAAUAAUAGCCUUUCCAAAGACCAUUAUAUGCUAAUAGUAAGAGUAUCUGAUGGGAAAUUUUAUAGCACAGCUAUGGUGACGAUAAUGGUAAAAGAAGCCAUGGAUAGUGGCCUCCACUUCACACAAAAUUUUUAUUCCACUUCUAUCUCAGAGAACAGUACUAAUAUCACAAAGAUUGCUGUGGUGAAUGCUGUUGGUAACCGUCUCAAUGAGCCCUUAAAGUACAGUAUAUUAAACCCAGGCAACAAAUUUAGAAUCAAAUCCACCUCAGGAGUCAUUCAGACAACUGGCAUCCCCUUUGACCGAGAAGAGCAAGAGCUGUAUGAGUUGGUGGUUGAAGCAAGCCGUGAGCUAGAUCACCUUCGUGUUGCUCGAGUAGUGGUCAGAGUUCACAUUGAGGACAUAAAUGACAAUGCUCCAGUGUUUGUAGGGCUUCCGUACUACGCUGCUGUGCAGGUUGAUGCUGAGCCUGGUACCCUGAUAUAUCGAGUGACGGCUAUUGAUAAAGAUAAGGAUGAAAAUGGUGACGUGUCGUAUCUUCUGAAGGAAGACUAUGGACAUUUUGAAAUCGACCGGGGGUCUGGCAGUGUCAUUUUAAAAGAAGCUUUCAAUUCUGAUUUAUCUAAUAUAGAGUAUUUAGUUGUCGUUCUUGCAAAAGAUGGUGGCAACCCAUCGUUGUCUGCGUCAGUAGAACUCCCCAUUACUAUUGUUAACAAAGCAAUGCCUGUAUUUGACAAACCAUUCUAUACAGCUUCUGUGAAUGAAGAUGUAGAAAUGCACACCCCAAUAUUAAGCAUAAAUGCAACCAGUCCGGAAGGCCAGGGUAUCAUUUAUAUCAUUGUUGAUGGAGAUCCCUACAACCAGUUUAAUAUUGACUUUGAUACUGGAGUUCUCAGCGUCAUCAGUGCACUGGACUAUGAAAUAAAUUCUCUUUUCAAGCUGACGGUGCGAGCCAGUGAUGCCCUCACUGGUGCUCGAGCUGAGGUCACUGUGGAUUUGAUCAUUAAUGAUGUGAAUGAUAAUCCUCCAAUUUUUGAUCAGUCAGCCUAUAAUGCUACCUUGUCUGAAGCAUCCUUGAUUGGGACUCCUGUGUUGCAGGUUGUUGCUACUGAUGCUGAUUCUGACAAUAAUAAAAUAGUGCAGUAUCAGAUAGUCCAGGAUACCUUUAACAGCACUGACUACUUUCAUAUAGACAGCACAAGUGGCCUAAUUCUAACAGCCCGUAUGUUAGAUCAUGAACUCAUACAGCAGUGCAGCUUGAAAGUCAGAGCAACUGAUAACGGGUUCCCAUCACUUAGUAGUGAGGUUCUUGUUAGUAUCUCAAUAACAGAUAUGAAUGACAACCCUCCGGUUUUUAACCAGUUAAUUUAUGAAUCGUAUGUAAGCGAACUGGCACCUCGGGGUCAUUUUGUGACUUGUGUGCAAGCCUCUGAUGCUGACAGCUCUGAUUUUGACAGGCUGGAGUACAGCAUCCUAUCAGGAAAUGAUCGGACCAGUUUUAUCAUGGACAGCAGGAGUGGUAUUAUCACCCUUUCCAAUCACCGGAAACAGAGAAUGGAGCCCAUGUACAGCUUAAAUGUCUCUGUCUCAGAUGGGUUGUUCACCAGCACAGCUCAGGUGCACAUACGGAUCCUUGGAGCCAAUCUCUACAGCCCUGUGUUUUCACAGAGUGUUUAUGUCGCCGAGGUUAGAGAAAAUGCUGCUCCUGGAACUAAGGUAAUCCACAUGAAAGCGACAGAUGGUGAUUCUGGUGUAUAUGGCCAAAUAAGCUACUCCAUAAUAAAUGACUUCGCCAAAGACCGAUUUUUGAUUGAUAGCAAUGGGCAGAUUCUAACUACUGAGAGACUAGACCGGGAGAACCCACUGGAAGGUGAUAUUGGUGUAUUUCUGAGGGCCCUCGAUGGAGGUGGCAGGACUACAUUUUGUACUGUGAGAGUGAUAGUAGUGGACGAGAAUGACAAUGCUCCCCAAUUUAUGACUGUAGAAUAUAGAGCAAGUGUCAAAGCAGAUGUUGGGAAAGGUUACUUGGUGACCCAGGUGCAAGCUGUAGAUCCAGAUGAUGGAGCCAAUUCAAGAAUUACCUAUUCUCUGUAUAGCGAGGCUUCUGUUUCAGUAGCUGAUCUGCUUGAAAUAGAUCCAGACAAUGGAUGGAUGGUCACCAAAGGUAGUUUUAACCAGCUGAAAAACACAGUUCUGUCAUUCUUUGUCAAAGCAGUUGAUGGUGGCAUUCCUGUAAAGCAUUCUCUUAUUCCUGUCUACAUCCACGUUUUACCUCCAGAAACUAUUUUGCCUUCCUUUACUCAACCACAAUAUUCUUUCACUGUAUCAGAAGACACCCUUAUCGGCAGUACUAUUGACAUUCUGCAUGUUUUGCCUAAUCAGGGUGCUUUGUAUAGCACAGUUAAUGGAGAGUUGACUGAAAACAACAAAGAUGGGAUUUUCAUCAUAGAGCAAGACACAGGACUCAUAAAACUGGAUAAGAGACUUGACCAUGAGACAAAUUCUGCUUUUCACUUCAAAGUUGCAGCCACCAUUCAAUUAGACAAAGUAGACAUUGUAAUAACAGUGGAUGUGGAAGUUAAGGUGUUGGAUGUAAAUGACAACAAGCCCAUGUUUGAAACUGCUAGUUAUGAUGCUAUAAUAAUGGAAGGGAUGCCCAUAGGAACGAAGCUUAUGCAAGUUAAAGCAGUUGAUGCAGACGCAAGUGCAAACGGACAGGUCACCUAUACACUUGCAGUGGAAUCGGAGCUGGAAAAGAUCACAGAAGCAUUCACCAUUGACAGCAACAGUGGCUGGAUCAGCACAUUGAAGGAUCUGGACCAUGAAAAGGAUCCUGCUUUUACUUUUGCAGUUGUGGCUUCAGAUCUGGGGGACACUUUAUCCUUGUCAUCAACCACCUUGGUCUCAGUCACUGUGACAGACAUAAAUGAUAAUGCGCCCGUCUUUGAGCAUGAGGUGUACAGAGGUUCGGUGAAGGAGAGCGACCCUCCAGGUGAAGUUGUGGCUGUUCUUAGCACUUGGGAUGAAGACACAUCUGAUGUCAACCGGCAGGUUAGCUACCAUAUUACAGGAGGGAAUCCCAAAGGAAAGUUCGCUCUGGGACUAGUUCAGAGUGAAUGGAAGGUUUAUGUAAAAAGGCCACUCGAUCGGGAAGAACAAGACGUUUAUUAUCUGAACAUCACCGCUACCGAUGGCCUCUUUGUAACCCAGGCUGCUGUAGAAGUGACAGUCACUGACGUUAAUGAUAAUAAUCCAGUUUGUGAACAGGUUGCAUACACAGCACUGUUUCCUGAAGACAUUCCAUCAAACAAAGUCAUUCUUAAGAUCAGCGCUAAAGAUGCUGACAUUGGUUCCAAUGGUGAAAUUCGCUACUCUCUCUAUGGUGCUGGGAACAAUAAAUUUUUCUUAGAUCCAGAAAAUGGUGAGCUGAAGUCCUUGGCCCCUCUCGACCGAGAGAAAAUCCCUGUGUACAACUUGGUUGCCCGUGCUACCGAUGGUGGUGGCAGGUUUUGCCAAUCAGAAAUCCAUCUUAUUUUAGAAGAUGUUAAUGAUAAUCCACCAGUGUUUUCAUCUGAUCACUACACUGCAUGUGUCUAUGAGAAUACAGCCACUAAAGCUUUAUUGACAAGAGUCCAAGCCACUGAUCCUGAUGUAGGUGUGAACAGAAAAGUUGUCUAUUCCCUGGCAGACUCUGCAGAUGGUUACUUCUCAGUCGACCGAUCAUCAGGAAUCAUUAUUUUGGAGCAUCCACUUGAUAGAGAGCUGCAGUCUUCCUAUAACAUCAGUGUAAAGGCCUCAGAUCAAAGCAUUGUGCUGACCCUAUCUUCAUUUGCCACUGUUACCAUUACAGUGCUAGACAUUAAUGACAAUCCCCCUGUGUUUGAAAGAAGAGAUUAUCUUGUUACAGUACCUGAAGACACCUCACCUGGCGCUGAAGUCCUUUCUGUUUUUGCUACAAGCCAAGACAUUGGUACUAAUGCUGAGAUUACUUACCUCAUCAGAUCUGGGAAUGAGAAAGGAAAGUUCAGGAUUAACUCAAAAACAGGAGCCAUUUCCAUUUUUGAAGCUUUGGAUUAUGAAUCAUGUAAGGAUUUCUACUUAGUAGUGGAAGCAAAAGAUGGAGGUACUCCAGCCCUGAGCGCUGUUACAACUGUGAACGUAAAUGUGACAGAUGUUAAUGACAAUGCGCCAAAAUUCAGCCAGGUGGUCUACAGUGCAGUCAUCAGUGAGGACGCUGCAGUUGGUGAUUCUGUGAUACUGUUGAUAGCAGAAGAUCUGGACAGUCCUUCGAAUGGCCAGAUUCAUUUUUCCAUAGUGAGUGGUGAUCAAGACAAUGAAUUUUCAGUUGAUCCUGCUUUGGGACUUGUGAAGGUUAAGAAGAAAUUGGACAGAGAAAGGAUAUCUGGUUAUUCGUUAGUUAUUCAGGCAAGAGACAGUGGCGUCCCUCCUUUGUCAUCAUCUGUAACGGUCAACGUAGACAUUUCUGAUGUGAAUGAUAAUAGCCCUGUAUUUACUCCUGCUAACUAUACAGCGGUAAUUCAAGAAAAUAAACCAGUGGGCACAAGCAUUUUGCAGCUGGUAGUGACAGACAAAGACUCUUUUCACAAUGGCCCCCCUUUCACCUUCACCAUCCUAACUGGCAAUGAAGAGGAGGAGUUUUCGCUGGACCCUCAUGGCAUCUUGAGAUCUGCAGUCAUCUUCAAGCACAUGGUUGCAACUGAAUAUGUGCUUUGUGUGCAGGCGAAGGACUCCGGGAAGCCUCAACAGGUUUCCCACACCUACAUUCAGGUGCGGGUUAUUGAAGAGAGCAUUCACAAACCGACUGCCAUUCCACUGGAGAUUUUCAUUGUGACCAUGGAAGAUGAUUUUCCAGGGGGAGUCAUUGGGAAAAUUCAUGCCACAGAUCAGGAUGUAUAUGAUGUCCUCACAUACACACUAAAAUCAGAGCAGAAAAGUCUGUUCAAGGUUAACAGCCAUGAUGGGAAAAUCAUUGCCCUUGGAGGACUGGAUGAUGGCAAGUACAUCCUGAAUGUCUCUGUCAGUGAUGGCCGGUUCCAAGUACCCAUAGAUGUUGUGGUCCAUGUUGAACAAUUGAUACAAGAAAUGCUGCAGAACGCAGUCACCAUCCGUUUUGACAAUGUUUCCCCAGAAGAUUUUGUGGGCCUUCACAUGCACGGGUUCAGGCGGACCUUACGAAAUGCAGUGCUCUCCCAAAAACAAGACAGCCUACAUAUCAUCAGUAUUCAGCCUGUGGCAGGCAGCAAUCAGCUUGACAUGCUGUUUGCAGUUCAGAUGCACAAUGGUGCUUUUUAUAAGCCUGCCUAUUUGAUUCAGAAGCUUACCAAUGCAAGGAGACACUUGGAAAAUGUGAUUCGUAUUUCUGCUAUCUUGGAGAAGAAUUGUUCUGGACUGGAUUGUCAGGAACAACACUGUGAGCAAAGUCUGUCUAUUGAUUCACAUUCUCUGAUGACCUAUAGCACGGCACGAAUUAGUUUUGUGUGCCCCCGCUUUUACAGAAAUGUGCGCUGCAUGUGCAAUGGAGGGCUGUGUCCUGGGUCUAACGAUCCUUGUCUGGAGAAGCCAUGUCCAGGGGAUAUGCAGUGUGUGGGGUAUGAAGCUAACCGAAGACCUUUCAUCUGCCAGUGCCCACCAGGAAAGCUUGGCGAAUGCUCAGGCCACACUUCCCUUAGCUUUGCUGGGAAUAGUUACAUUAAAUACCGAGUGUCUGAAAAUAGCAAGAAAGAGGAAUUCAAGUUGGCUCUACGUCUGCGAACCCUGCAAAGCAAUGGGAUUAUAAUGUACACCAGAGCGAAUCCCUGUAUAAUUCUGAAGAUUGUGGAUGGCAAACUGUGGUUCCAGUUGGACUGUGGAAGUGGCCCGGGAAUCCUGGGAAUUUCUGGCAGGGCUGUUAAUGACGGAAAUUGGCAUUCGGUCUUCCUGGAGCUGAACCGCAAUUUCACGAGCUUGUCCCUCGAUGACAGUUACGUGGAGCGCCGCAAAGCCCCCCUGUAUUUCCAGACUCUGAGCACAGAUAGCUCUGUGUAUUUUGGAGCCCAGGUCCAAGUGGAUAACGUCCGGAGCCUGACGGACAAGAGAACAACACAGGUCUUGAGUGGCUUUCAAGGCUGCCUGGAUUCAGUUGUCCUAAAUAACAAUGAACUGCCGCUCCAGAACAAGCGCAGCAGCUUUGCAGAAGUGGUUGGCCUGACCGAACUAAAGCUUGGCUGUGUUCUCUACCCUGACGCCUGCGAGAGGCAUCCGUGCCAGAACGGUGGGACCUGUACGAGCGUGCCAUCUGGUGGCUAUCAGUGCAACUGCCUCUCCCAGUUUACUGGAAGAAACUGUGAGUCAGAGAUUACUGCCUGCUUCCCAAAUCCCUGUCGAAAUGGAGGGUCAUGCGAUCCCAUCGGCAAUGCAUUCAUUUGCAACUGCAAAAAUGGCCUGACAGGAGUAACGUGCGAGGAAGAUAUCAACGAGUGUGAGAGAGAAGAAUGUGAAAAUGGUGGCUCUUGUGUCAACAUAUUUGGUUCAUUUCUGUGUAACUGCACUCCUGGCUAUGUGGGGCAAUACUGCGGCCUUCGGCCUGUGGUGGUACCCAACAUACAAGCUGGGCAUUCAUAUGUCGGCAAGGAGGAGUUAAUAGGAAUAGCUGUGGUCCUGUUUGUCAUAUUUGUGCUGAUCGUCCUCUUUAUCAUUUUUCGCAAGAAAGUGUUCAGGAAGAACUAUUCACGCAACAAUAUCACCCUUGUACAGGAUCCGGCUACUGCCGCCCUGCUCAACAAGAGUAACGGCAUCCAAUUCAAGAACAUACGGAACAGUGGAGACAGCAGAAAUAUCUACCAAGAGGUUGGGCCUCCACAAGUUCCUGUGAGGCCAAUGGCCUAUACCCCAUGCUUUCAGAGUGACUCGCGGAAUAACCUGGACAAGAUAGUGGAUGGGCUUGGGGUAGAGCACCAGGAGAUGACGACAUUUCAUCCUGAGUCCCCUCGAAUACUGACAGCAAGGCGGGGUGUUGUAGUGUGUAGCGUAGCUCCAAACUUGCCCGCUGUGUCUCCCUGUCGCUCUGACUGUGACUCCAUCAGGAAGAGCACCUGGGACGCCGGGACAGAAAGUAAAGGGGUUGAUGACGCUGAAGAAGUGACCUGUUUUGCAGGAAGUAAUAAAGGCAGCAACUCUGAAGUACAGUCCCUCAGCUCCUUCCAGUCUGAUUCGGGUGAUGACAAUGCUUCCAUAGUGACUGUCAUACAGCUUGUCAACAAUGUAGUUGACACUAUAGAAAAUGAAGUGUCUGUAAUGGAUCAAGGACAGAACUACAACAGAGCUUAUCAUUGGGAUACCUCUGACUGGAUGCCAAGUGCGCGUUUAUCCGACAUUGAGGAAGUGCCCAAUUUUGAGACAGCAGAUGGAGGCUCCGUUCAUCACGGCAGUACCAGAGAGCUGGAAACAGAUUACUACCUUGGUGGCUACGACAUCGACAGUGACUAUCCUCCCCCUCAUGAAGAGGAGUUUUUAAGCCAGGACCAGUUACCACCUCCUCUUCCAGAGGAUUAUCCGGACCAAUAUGAAACCCUUCCGCCCUCGCAGCCGGUCUCAAUGGCAAGUACGCUCAGCCCCGAUUGCAGGCGACGGCCACACUUCCACCCUAGCCAAUACCUCCCUCCUCAUCAGUUCCCCAACGAGACGGACACUGCAGGGUCUCAGACUGGGAAUGAAUUUAGUACUUUUGCUGUUGGCCCAAGCCAGAACACAGAAAAUGUUGGUGCAGGUAAGAUGCCCUUAUCCUUGCACAACUCUCUAGAUGCCUCCUCCUCUGAUGUCUCAGCCAGCUGUGGCUUUGAUGACUCCGAAGUAGCCAUGAGUGACUAUGAAAGUGUGGAGGAACUCAACCUAGAAAAUGUACACAUUCCGUUUGUGGAGACCCAGCAUCAGACACAAGUGUAAAGGAAACUCACUUCUUCUUCUUCCUCUUCUUCUUUUUUUUUUUUUUUUUUUUUGGUCAUCUGGUCCAAUUAAUAGUAUAAAUAUUGAGAAGAAAUUUUGCUAAAAGUGUAUCUAUAUAUAUUGGGCAAGGAAAAAAUACACUAUAAUCCAUUAUUAACUUGUUCAGAAAUGAUACUGUAUGUGCAGACACAAAGAGACCGAUCAUGUUAAGUGUUACACAUCACAAAAUUGUUCCAGACAAUCUGGAGAGUGUGUACCCUCUAUUUAUUAGCAAGAGUAAAACAGAGCUUUUGAGGCAGGGGGAAAAAAAAUCUCCUUGCUAGAUAAUUUCUUUCUUUAUGCCCUCUUCCCCCAGGGUUUGGGUGUUUUUUGGUAUUGUAUUAUUAAAAGUGUUACAGUGUUAUAAUCUCCCCACAGUAUUAAUGAACUGGUAUGGAUCAUUCCAAGACGCAUUGUUGCAUGAAAUUUUAUGUCAGCAAAAGAGUGAAAACAAUUGAUUGCUGAGGCUGCUUUGUACAACAGUUCUGAUGGCUUAAAAACAGCAUUUAACAUUGAUGUAUUGAAGACAAGCUGCCAGUCAUUUGUCCAUAAAAACACACCUAUAAUUUUGUUUGUUUUAUAGCAUUUCAUUAUAACUUGGGGGCAUAUAGAGAGGCAUAUAUGCAGUGUAUGUUUACACCAAAUUGGCCUAUCUUGGGUGCCAUUUUUUAGAACCUAAUCUCAGAUGUGUGACAGACUUCACCUGUUAGAACUUCUAAAAACAUCAGAUUUUGACUCACUAGUGGUCCAGUUCUGCCCCUAGCUAAGUAUGUAUGGCUUCCCUUGCCUUCUGUAGGCAAUGUGAGUACACAUCUGAAAACAGUCUGGAAACCUAGCUAUCUAGGAAGUACUGCUGAUGAUUUGACAUUCCUUGCUUGGGCAAUAGCCUUUUUAGCAGUAAUCAUGGUACAAUUAUUGCAGUAAAAUUAGUUGCAUAUAAUGGUGCUAUUAUCUCAAAUUUUUAGUCUACCAUAAUUUGGCAAAUGUCCAUCCCUACUGUUUAUAGGAUGACUUCUCAGCUGCUGUAAACUGGCUCAGUUGAUGGAACGGCAGGGAUGGAUUGUAGCCAGAGAUCUGGCCCUAGAUUUUCAGCUGGAUGUGUGAUUUCAUGGAAUUCCAGGCUUUCCAAAGGACGCUUGCAGACUUAAGAAUAUUGUUGUGGAACGAGGAAAAGAACCACUUCAGUGUAUUUUUAUGCUUUCCUCAGCCUGGCUGGAGUAAAUGGCCUUUCACACUGAUUGGCCUGAGCAGCUAGGUAUGAUAUGGAAAUGCAAGAUUUUCACUCAAUUUAUUAAAACAGAAUAUAUGUGCCCUUUGCUCAGUGCUAUGAAAAUGUUUUUACCGCCACCAUUUUGCAGCAUCUCAUACAGUGAGUGUGAGUCUGCAGCAUGCAUUACUGCUGAGAUUUCAUCCAUUCUUUCCACAGCAUAUUUCAGUCAUUUUGAUAAGCUAUUGAAUAAGUAAAGCGUUGUUACAAAUGAACAGGUACAUCAACAGGUUUCCCAUGCUGCUUUCCAUAUCCUGUCUCUUGGUCAAGCAUCUUAACUGAAUAGUUUCAGCAGUUAUAUUCCAGGCAAUGUAUUCUCUACUGACCUGAGUUUUAUCCAAAAUUAAAUUGUGAUUACAUGACAUACAGGAACUGUUUAUUCAAAAAAUUACUCCCCAAAAAAAGAAAUUAAUAAUAGAACGUAAUUUAAACAAUUGCAGCUCGUAACACUUUUAAUAAAACAGGAUCUCUAAACUUCAUGGAGUAGAUGUGCUAUGUUGCUUCCCUCCAGUAGCUUAUGUAUCAGUGAAAGUUUGGUGUAGACCUUUUCUUUGGGAUCAUGCAGCAGUUCUUCAUUGGAAAACAGCUCGUUAUUCAGAGGUACAUGAAUAAAUUGAGUGAACUUCUAGAAAAGCCAUGUACUGCACAUACAAGUAAUAUCAGGUACUUGUCUGCAUAUGGUUCCUGUUCAUUGAAUUUAUGAAUGUCACUUGGUCUUCUCAAAGUAAACAUGCUUCUGUAACAGUGAUAUAUUCUGAAUGUGCUCAUGGUACAUUUCAACCCCUUUUCCCUGCUUUGUCCCAGUGUUUUCAAGGGGGAAAAAAUGGAAAUUUGUAUCGCGAUUGCAAGGAACUGAGGGAUUUGCUGAUAAACCAUGAAAUGAUUUGGCAAGUGUUGAGGCGCAGAUAGAGGAUGACUUGCAUUGCUCAUGAUGUUUAUGUUGCUGGAAAGCAGGUGCAAGAAUUAGAUUGAUGCCUCCUCAAGAGUAGGAACAUUGAGUUUGAAAAAUAAAGCUGCAAGUUUAGCUGCUGUGCAGUGAUUUUAAAGCUGAUAUGACUUUCAGAGAAUGUAAUACUCUCUUAGCAUCUGGCUGCAGUAUUUAUGCAGUUUGCUCCUAGUCAAUUUUGGUGUGAUACCUUUAAAUCUAUUAUGCAAUUAGUUCUAUUUUAGCCCCCAGCUAGUUAUGAAGUGUACUUGUCAUCUUGAUAGUGAAAAAUCUUGAGAAAGCCAGAGACACUGAUAUCAAAACUUUACUGGGACAUAUCAAAAGUGUCGCAAGGGAAAACACCAUUGGGAGCCUAGCAAUUGCCAUACAAACAAAUCAAUGUUUUUUACUAAGCUUGUUGCCUCAGUAAUAUCUUGUUGGUAGUGAGUUUUACUAGUAAAAGAUGCAUAAAUACAAUGUAUAAUAUUUUUUUCUGUUUUAAUGUUGUUGCCAUUUCAUUUCACUGAACACCUACUUAUUAAAGUGCUGUUGGGAAGGGUGCCAAGGAUCACCUGUUUAGCCUUCUCUGUCCCACUCAUGACUUCUAUACCUCAAUAUCUCCUCCUCUCCAAAUCAAACAGGCCUAGUCUGAUCUCUCCAUCUUCAAACAAUGCCCCUCUGUGAAUAUUAUCACUUCUGUGGCCUUUCUGGUUUCAUUCUGGCUCUUUUCGAUAAAGUGAUUAAACCUGAAUGCAGAUCUCAAGGUGAAAUACCUCCUAGGGAGUAAGAUUUUCCUGUUAAUAUCUCUCUCAUUAAUCCAAACAACCAUCUUAUUUUCUUUUUAAUUACGGCUGUACAUUGGUGGGCCCUAAUCUUUUAAGCUGGGAAGUUACAACAUAGUCACAACCUAACAUGAAUAUAUUAGGGUUCAUAUUGUUUCGUCCAAUAUAUAUUUCUUUGUCUGCCAGGUGAUGAUUUUUAUAAAGCUGCUGCUGUUUUUCCUAGGUCCCUGGUUCUGUGAGAGCUCCCCUUGACAUCUCUGCUGCCUGUCUGGCCUUAAUCCUGUGUGUCUGUAUUUCAGUUCAUAUUCCUGUAGAUGGCUCCACUAUACGGUACUUUCUUUCAGAAUCAUCUCUAGGAGAGGUUUCAUAGGCAAAAGUACAGCCUAUCAGCUGAUAAUAUCCCUUGGGAUCAAAACAGUUUUUGCCUUUUGUAAAGAAGCAAGGAGAGAAAGAAGCAACUUGUUAAGAUGCUAAUACAUGCUUGUAUCAAAAAACACUAAAUUUGCCAGGCGUGUGAGUGUCUGACUGAAAGGGUGCAUGUUCUCUGUGUUUUGAUCAGGGGUCAGAAUGUCAUACACGCUGACAGCCCUCUCAAUAAUUCUGGCAAUGGAAAGAGCCUUAAAGCGACUGACAGCACAAUUUAUGUUGCCAAUACCAUAUUAAGUGGCCUCGUGCAAAAGGAAAAAUUAGGCUUAUGUACUUUUCUUAAAUAUCCUAAUUAUUCCGCCUUUAAAUUAUAAACAUCCUACAAAAAAAAAAAGAAAAGCUCACAAAACCAUAUUCUUAGAGGUACUGGAUGUGAUGGCUGUCCUGAUCAAGUGUCUUUUGCAGACCAAAGGACCAAAGGUGACACCGUGACACCAAGGAGCUGCAGCAUCACUUCCCUCCCGUAGGGCCAAAUAGACAGCCCCUCCAGAAGACAACUGUAAAGUGGCCUUCUGAGGACCCUCCUGUAGGUCACAGCAUAUGAGGGUGACCAGGAGAGGAUGUAGCACUGGAGAGACUCAUUACAGUGCUGUGAUUUCCAGGCAGCCCAGAAAGGUUUCUGUAACUUAUUACCAUCCUUGAUCCUGAGUUAUCCCAUGGGUUUCUUAAGCCUGUAGAGCAGUACGAGGCUGGAAGGAGUCAAAGGCUUCUCACAGCCACUGUUUCCCUUAAGGCAAAACGUUGUGUGCUCCAUCUCUGUAUUAGGCUCUCACCCUUUGUAUGUUCCGUAGACAAGAUAAAUUUUGGUUCUCAGAUUUUUUUAUUUUUCUGAAUCCCCUAGCACGAUCGGAGUCAGUGCUAGCCUUGAUAUAUUGGUACCCUCUCUGAUCAGAAACUCAGACUGAAUACAAUACCGUAAGGAAAUACAUGCCACUGAUAUGCUGAUUAUUAAGAAGGCAGCAGCCUGUUGUCCCUGAGAGCCCUGCAGAUAGUCAGCUUUGAGAAUAUGAUAUAAAAAUUAUUGCUCUAUUAGCAUAAAUUCCAUUGUGAAGAGAAAGGUGGCCUGGACAGGAAAAAGAUCAUCAUAACACAGCUUUACUGCGCGUCAAGCUCCUGUUUGAAAAAAUCAUUAAAAUGAAUGGUGUGGCAGUUCUUUAUAGCCAGUAACGAUUCCAGACACAGGAGAGCGUUGAAGGUGCCCUGGACCAGUUCAGCUUGGCUUUGUCUGUAAAGGUAGCAUCCGUCAUAAUGGAGAACAACAGCUGUUUGAAACCAGUAGUGGAAGUACGUCUGCGCUUUGUUGGAAUUUUUUGGAACUAUUAACUGAGUAAUCAUGGACAUUUCAAAGGUUUCCAAAGAGAGAGCUACAUCUCCAGGUUCACUGUGUGAUACAAGGUCUGUGGUAAAACUCUGCUUUUUGCCUGUUUGCAUCUCUAUUUCUCUCAAUACACCAAACAGUGAUUUGAGCCCUAGAACUUUAAAGUAUUGCCCAUUAUGCAUGGCCUUUAGUCUGUGUUUCAUGAACUUGACUUUUAACAUCUCCAUUAUCAAAAGGGGCAUGCAGUUAGUAAAGGAGCUGCAUCAUACAAGGGGUGGGCGGAUGGGGAGGAAAUGAAAUUAAGUUCAUUUCUUUAUGUAAUAAUGAAAAGCAAUAAUUACAAAUAUGUCGUAUUACACAAAGGCCAUAAGUAAUCUUUACCAGUGUUAAGAGUGCACUUGAACUGUAUUAUGGAAAGAGAUUGGAGCCCUCAGAACUGUAGCAUUCUUCUGUCAUAUGAAUACCUGAAUUGCUAUUAUUUAACAAGUGAAUGAGCCCAUACUGCUGCUUUUCAGGAAGUGACAAAGGUGUUUAGGAAUGAAAGCAGUUCUCUUUAAAGCACUGUAUC
Molecule: messenger RNA, 19512 nt
Organism: Dromaius novaehollandiae (emu)
Lineage: Eukaryota; Metazoa; Chordata; Aves; Casuariiformes; Dromaiidae
Gene: FAT3
Product: FAT atypical cadherin 3
Exons: 28
Coding region: 418-14187 (4589 amino acids)
Biological process (GO): homophilic cell-cell adhesion
Cellular component (GO): catenin complex; plasma membrane
Molecular function (GO): calcium ion binding; cadherin binding
Source: RefSeq, a predicted model, not a curated record